UUCUCCUCUUGUUCUGUCCUUUGCUUCAGAUUAGAGUGGUUUUACAAGUGCAUGUUUCCUUCAACAGACACUGGAAAAUCUCUCUUUUCUCCGUAUUUGCGUUAGUUCUUCUCUUGCUCUCUCUCUGUGUAUUUUCUUUCAAAGAUAAGGGGAUUAAAAGUUUCAGUUUUGGUUCCAGCCGGUACCUCAAAUUACCGGCGAAACGAGCGGAAUUCACCGGAACAAGACGGUACAGCGGGUUUGCACUUUCCAUAACAUGAAAGCUCACAAACUUAUGGCGCCUCAAAUCCUCAAACAACAGAAACUCAAACAACAGUCUCUGCCGUCUGCUUUUUUCUCUUCAACCUCUCAACCAAUCACCAACGACCAAUCACAAUCUCCAUCGUCAGAAAUAACCCCUGAGCUACUUGUCGAGGCAGCCCGCUCUUCUCAGUGGCAUUUCAUCAAACACCACUCACCUAACCUCGACCCAUCUAUUAUAUCAACCGUCCUCUUUAAUCUCCACAAAACCCCUCAAUUAGCUCUCCAAUUUACUUCCCAUGUUGAAUUCCACCGACUCGAUCUCAAAAUCCGUUACCUUGCCAUUGCCGUUGUCUCACGGCUCCCAUCUCCCAAUCCCACUCUACGACUCUUAAAGCAAACUAUUUCUAGUGACAUUGCCGGUGUUUCCGCCAUCUUCAAUGACCUGGCACUUGCGCGUGAACGGUUAGGCAUUUCAACAACUAUUCUUUUUGAUUUGUUAAUAAAAGCUUGUUGUGAAAUGAAGAGGGUGGAUGAAGGAUUAGAGUGUUUUUAUAUGAUGAAAGAGAAGGGUUUAAUUCCAAAGAUCGAGACUUGUAAUGUUAUUUUAAGUACGCUUUUGAAGUUGAAUAAAACCGAAAGUGCUUGGGUUUUCUACGCUGAGAUGUUUAAAAUGAGGAUUAAGUCGAGUAUUUACACGUUUAAUAUAAUGAUAAAUGUGUUGUGCAAGGAAGGAAAGCUUAAAAAGGCUAAAGAUUUUGUAGGGUUCAUGGAGAAUUUAGGGGUUAAUCCGAAUGUUGUUACUUAUAACACAAUAAUCCAUGCUUAUUGUUCAAGAGGAAGAGUUGAUGGAGCUUGUUUGGUUUUGAAUGCAAUGAGAAGUAAAGGUAUUCAACCAGAUUCUUACACGUAUGGUUCACUCAUUAGUGGGAUGUGUAGGGAUAAAAGACUUAAGGAGGCUUCUGAUACGUUUGGGAAGAUGAAAGAAAUGGGGUUGAUUCCUAGUGCUGUGACUUAUAACAUCGUAAUUGAUGGUUACUGCAAUGGAGGGGAUCUGGAAAAGGCAUUUGGUUAUCGGGAUGAAAUGGUAGCGCUGGGUAUAUUGCCAACUGUCACAACGUACAACAUGUUAAUUCAUGCUCUAUUUAUGGAAUGUAGAAUGGGCGAGGCCGAUGAUCUAGUUAGAGAAAUGGGAGAAAAGGGGUUGGUCCCUGAUCAGAUUACCUAUAGCAUCUUGAUUAAUGGAUACUCCAGGUGCGGGAAUCUGAAGAAAGCUUUCGGUUUUCAUGAUGAGAUGUUAGCCAAGGGGAUUCAACCUACACGGAUGACUUAUACUUCACUUAUCUAUGUUUUGGGUAAACGGAAUAGAAUGACGGAAGCCGAUAACCUGUUUGAAAAGAUAUUGAAGAAGGGAGUCGCGAUAGAUGUGAUAAUGUUUAAUGCAUUGAUUGAUGGUCACUGUUCCAAUGGCAAUAUGGAGCGUGCAUUUUCAUUGUUUAAGGAAAUGGAUAAAUUGAAUGUUCCUCCGGACGACGUGACUUACAAUACUUUGAUGCAAGGUCGUUGUAGGGAGGGGAGAGUUGAAGAAGCUCGAGAGCUUCUCGAUGAGAUGAAACGAAGGGGAAUCAAACCGGAUCAUGUUAGUUACAACACACUGAUUAGUGGGUAUAGCAGGAGAGGUGAUAUGAAGGAUGCAUUGAGGGUUCGUGAUGAGAUGAUGAGUACAGGUUUCAAUCCCACCCUUCUUACUUAUAACGCCCUUAUACAGGGUUUUUGCAAAAACCAGGAAGGGGAUAUUGCUGAAGAUCUCCUAAGGGAGAUGAUUAGUAAAGGAAUUACCCCUGAUGACACCACUUACUUGUCUUUAAUCGAGGGGAUGGGCAAUAUUGAUCAAUCUCUUCAAAAUAGCAACUCUUGUUGAUUACAAAAGUCUGCAGGAUUGGUCAUACCCUAUUUGCAGGAUUGGUCAUACCCUAUUUGCAGGAUUGAUUCAAAUGCAAAAGAAUCAUGGCUUUGCCUUUCAUGCUACUUCAUCUGGAUUCAAAACUUCUUUUUCAUCUUAGUACACACACAUCUGCUGGUUGUUUGGUUUAUUUCAUGUGAAGCAAAAUAUAUUUGCCAUGGGAAAAAUAAUGUAAUCGCAGUAGCAGGCUAGGUGAAUCCCUUGGGAAAGAUUUUGAAGCCACAAUC
Messenger RNA from Hibiscus syriacus, 2430 nucleotides. Its product is annotated as pentatricopeptide repeat-containing protein At2g15630, mitochondrial-like. The coding region runs from base 257 to 2161 and encodes 634 amino acids. The record is from RefSeq and is a predicted model, not a curated record. Gene Ontology annotation, molecular function: protein binding. Lineage: Eukaryota; Viridiplantae; Streptophyta; Magnoliopsida; Malvales; Malvaceae. The transcript has a single exon.